Monomorium pharaonis (pharaoh ant) is the source of this 8799-nucleotide messenger RNA. Its product is annotated as nephrin. Lineage: Eukaryota; Metazoa; Arthropoda; Insecta; Hymenoptera; Formicidae. The record is from RefSeq and is a predicted model, not a curated record. Gene Ontology annotation, molecular function: protein binding. The transcript is spliced from 14 exons. The coding region runs from base 2215 to 4767 and encodes 850 amino acids.
CUCCACCGCCACCUCCUCGGGAGGCUUUGCAGGCUGCGCGUCUGUCGCGGCGCCGCCGUUUGCUCGUCUUUUCCGUCAGUGUGCCGUCCGCCGUCGGUCGAGAACCACGUGUUCCCAGUGGCGUGUUACGUUGCGUCGCGAGGGGGUGGCUGUCGCGCGUCUCUUCGUGCCACUCGCCGGGCGAUAACCCGAGGGAGGGUGAGGAAUAAUCGACGACGGGGGAAAAAAAAACCGCACGUGCGCGACGUGCCGCAGAAUUUUUUUUUCCUCCUCGGGGAUGCCGCGGACGACACGCGCGGUGGGACCUCGUCGAAUUUGACUCGCGCGACUCGCACAUGUCAGAUCCCGCGGAGCGGACGUAAAAUAGAAUUAGGGUAGAAAGGAUAAUAAAUCACGUUUUCUCCUGUGUUCUUGUGUCCUCGUGACGGAGUCGAUCGCAACGGAGAGUCACGUUUCUAUUUUCGAGCACAAGCAUGUUUGUUUCCCUAACGUGCUCGUAAUCUUGUGCGUAAACUGUGCGUAUGUGAUGCGCGAUGCGAAACGGCGUAACGACUUGUCAUGAUGAAGAGAGAUGAAUGAAAAUUGUGGGAGGAUCCUCUGACUCGAGGUGUUUCUCGUUUCCCGAACGAUCUCCGAUCGAUGAAAAAGAAAAAAGAAAACAAACGAUGACAGGGUGAUCGGAUCCAUCGGUUUCUUUCAAUCCUUCCUCGAAUCGAUUCCACCUGGUUCACAAUUAUUGCUGCCCCAGCGUGAUUGCAGGCCUUUGCGUCCUUCUAGGUCGUUACUUGGACCGAUUCCAGGAAAACCCCCAAAUCUGUGGUGAUCCGACGUGAUUGAACAUCUCCGCAGUCCUUCGGUUUUUAUACAUAUUGGGAUAGGUCGCCGUCGACAAGCUCGCUUGUCCGGGGUACGGUGAACCGGAGAGCUGUGUCCGGAGCGAACCUCGAAUGCCGCCCGUAACCUCGGCAGAGAGUUUAUUGUCAACGUUUUAAUAAAUUGUCCUCACAAAUCACGGCGACGAUAAGGGUUUUAUCCGGCGCGGGGAUCGCUCGAUGGUACUUCUAAUCGUGGCCGCGGACACGGAGUGAUCGGACGUAAGAUUGUGUCGAUUUUGUAAUUAGCCCGGACGGAUGAGAGACCCGGCGGCCGAUCGUUAUCGCGAAGGGACAGUGUCGUGCUCCGCAACGCAAACGAUGAAAGUAGAACCUCGUGUGAACGCGAUAGCAUCUGUACAAUGGACAAUUUAGCGUCGUGAAUCUGGAGUACUCGGCUCGAUCGUGACUACGCUCAUAUCAAUCUGAUCUACGUCUCUCGAAAAAUCGAACGUCUCUCCUCGGUGUGGGGAACGUUCUCCGGAUCUUUCCUCUGGCUCCUCUCUUCCUUUCGACAACGACGCGACGAACUGUUUCUCGAAUCGUACCGUAACCGUUGGAGAUUCCCAUUGAUACCAUGGCGAACGGUACGGGUUAUCGGCGAUGGCGGCGCCUGGAUAGAUCGGAAGCGCAAGAGAUUUUCCGCCGUCUCGGAGAUUACCAUCCUCGUGCUGCGCUUUAAUAACGAACAGUGGUGGAACGGGAAGGGAAGGUGGAAGGGAGGAAGAACAGAGAAAGAAAGAAAGAGAGAGGAAGGAGAGAAAAAAAAAAGAGAAGCGGUGCACGACCAGAGAAUGCGCGGUGCUUUAAUUAGUGUUUAAUUAGAGACGAAAAAACAGGGCGCGCAGCAGCAACAGCGCAUGGUACCGGAAGCGCUUUAUUGCCCGUAGAUCGGUAUCACCGCGCGCCGAGGUCAUUCGACGCGGACAACAGGGGAUGCGUUCGGCGACGAGUGGUUAUCUUAAGAUCCUGGAUCAAAAGAAAACGUCUACCGUCGGCUGCCCGUCACAUCGCUACGCGCCCUUCGCGAAUUUCGAGAAGCGCGUUAGAUGCAAGUUGACCAAGUGGUGAUGUUGGUGAUUGCGCCGGCCGAGCGCGCUAAUGAUCGUCGCGCAAGUGCCCGCGAGUGACUCGGUCAGCGAAUUGAAACGAUGACUUAACGCGUGGGUGGCGAACGACGUGAACACAGUCAGCUCGUAGACGAGUUGACUGCAGAUCGGUCUUGUGCGGUCGGAGAGAGAGAGAGAGAGAGAGAGAGUGCGUAUUCCUUGCCACACGACGACGCCGUUGUAACGUCGCGCGCGUAUAAUUUUUUUCCCAUUCCGACGAUUUGCGCGGAAGAAUGAGAGAGAACAUGUGGAGUGUAGUGUUGCUGUUCCUCGGACUAAUGAAGGCUGCCUCACACGUUGCUGGGAGCGGUACCAACGUCGACGAGAAAUCAGUUCCAUUGGUGAACAUCAGCGUGGUUGAAGGAAGGCCUGCCGAAUUGCCGUGCGACAUAACUCCGCCCGGCGAAGACACGCUGCACAUGGUUUUCUGGUUUAAAGACGAAGCCGGAGUGCCGCUGUACACAAUCGACGCGCGAGAAAAGCCGGUAACAAAGGCGCACCACUCGUCAGACUCCGGCGUUUUUGGUCCGCGCGCCUUUUUCCGAACGUCCUUCCCGAGCCCGGCGGUUCUGGUGAUCGACGAUAUAAAGCGGCAUGACGCGGCGACGUACAGAUGUAGGGUGGAUUUUCGGAAGGGCCAGACGCGCAGCUUCCGAUACAACUUGACCGUGAUCGUUCCGCCGGAGCAGCCAACCAUUUUGGAUCGAUGGGGCCGCAUCUUGAACGGCACAGCUGGCCCUUAUGAGGAGGGCGAUACACCCUAUCUCACAUGUCGCGUCACGGGCGGUAAGCCGCAACCGAUGGUUAGAUGGCUCAUAAACGGCCGAGUGAAAGACGAAGAUUCUGAAAAUAAUGCUGGCGAUGUAAUCGAGAAUAGGUUAACGCUGCAGGCCAUCAGCCGUUCUGAUCUCGGCUCGAAUUUUACCUGUGAAGCGCGCAACACCGACCUGGUGAAUCCGAAGGAGACAUCGAUUUCUCUGGACCUCAACUUGAAACCUCUGUCUGUGAUCAUAAGGAGACCGGGUAGAAAAGGAAUCGGCAACGAGUCUCUCUUGGCGGGGAAGCGGUACGACAUGGAGUGCGAGACUACUGGUUCAAGGCCACCCGCAGUGAUAACCUGGUACAAGGGUCGGAGAAGACAGCUGAAGCACACGACGGAGGAAAGAUCCGAGAAUCGAACCGUCAGCACGGUGGAGUUCGAGCCGGGUGUGGAGGAUCAUGGGAAAUCUAUCACCUGCCGAGCAGAGAAUCCAAACGUGACUGGACUCUUCGUCGAGAAGUCCUGGAAGAUCGACGUCGUAUAUCCGCCGAUAGUAUCGUUAAACCUCGGAUCGACCUUAAGCCCAGAGGAUAUUAAAGAAGGGGAUGACGUGUACUUCGAGUGCCACAUUAGAGCCAACCCUCCCUGGUCCAAGCUCGUCUGGAUACACGACAAUCAAAUCCUGGCGCAUAACACGUCGGCGAGGAUCAUCUGGUCGAAUCAGAGCCUCGUCCUGCAAAGUGUGACGAGGAGCAGUGCUGGUCGUUAUGUCUGCGCAGCAACCAACGAUAUGAAUGAGACGCGCAGCGAGCCGCUGCACUUUCGAGUUAAAUUCGCGCCGGUGUGCAAGGAGGACCGAAUUAUAGUGGUCGGCGCGUCGCGGGGCGAGUCUCUCGACAUCGCCUGUAGGGUCGAGGCCGAUCCGCCGGCGCACAAUUUCCGGUGGAAAUUCAACAACAGCGGCGAGACCCUGGAGGUAGCACCUGCUAGGUUCUCCAUGGAGAAGUCGAGCGGCGUCAGUGUGCUGAGAUACACACCGUCCACCGAGCUGGAUUACGGUACCCUCUCGUGCUGGGCGGACAAUCUCGUCGGUACCCAGUCGAGGCCGUGUCUCUUUCAACUGGUAGCAGCCGGGAAACCGUUUCCGGUGCGCAACUGCACCCUGGCGAAUCAGACGUACACCAGCGUGGAGGUGAGAUGCGUGCCAGGGUACGACGGUGGGCUGCCACAAAAAUUCGUCCUGGAGGUUUAUCACGGCGACGUCGACUACCUAGCCAGCAGCCAGCCCCUCUACAACGUCUCCAAUCCGGACGAGCCGUCCUUCGCCCUCGCUGGACUGGAGGCCUCGGUCGAGGCUGGGGUCCACGUGGCGGUUUACGCGGUGAACGCCAAGGGUCGAAGUCAACCCGUCAUCCUCAGCGAAGUCACGUAUCGCGAUGCCGAGAAGCGUACUGGUCAGGACGCCGGCAUCGUGUUGUCGCCGCUGAUAGGCGUGGUGGUCGGCGCCCUGGUGACUCUGGUGCUCAUUAUCCUGGUAGUGGUGGUCAGAGUACGUCGGGAGCGCGUGGCAAAACCGCGGCACGAGAAACCGGCGGAACUCAGCGAGUUACCGCCCCAACAAUACCCCUUGCAGAAUUCUCAGCAGACCGUGGAGACUGAUCCCGACGUGAUCCCGAACAAGUUCGAGGGUAAUCUCGUGGAGGUCAGUCCGCCGAGUUAUCCAGGUGGUUACCCCCCGGGACACUGGGUCACACCCGGACCUACGCCAAGCAUAGACGAGCUCUGCCACAAGUUUACGGGGAGGCCGACGGAGCUGAGGUUACCGUCGAGGAGCACGAUACCGAACCUGCCGGGGAUGCCGGUGACGGGGGUGAUGGUGAGCGCCGGUCAGGGCGUCGUAAUUGGUGGCGCCCAAGGCGUCGUCGUGGGUGGCGGGCAGGGUGUCGUCGUGGCCGGCGAGUGCCUCGACGGUGAGGCGAUCAAACGAAGACUGAUGGCGAACAGGCUGCCGGAGAGCUGCGUCUAGAAGCUCGGUUGGUCCGCAGGUGACAUGGUACCGUUGUCGUCGUCGCCGCCGUCAUCGUCGUCGUCAACCUGACAGCGCCGUUCAAGAAUACCGACUAUCGCGUGCGCCGCGAUCGCAGGCCGGCACGAGAUCCCGGCGAAAGGCGAAACGUGCUCGAGGGCCCUCGUCGCGUAUCCAAGAACGAUUUCGAGAUCCCGCUUCCCGAGGAAGCGUUCACGUUGUCCGUUUUCGUGACAGCCGUCUGUUAGCUUUAACGUGUUUGCUAACGAUCCUCCGGCGCGAUCGUCGACUCCGACGUUCGGCGAAUGAGGGAGAGCAGACUCACUAGCGGGGUAGUAGUUCGAGCGAUCAAUAGGACGCCCAGGGAUACGUUACGCGCCGAGGAUCGACGUUACGUCUCGCGAACAAUUGAUUUCGUUCGAGUCCGAAGGCACCCCGAUUGAGGACGACAGGCGGGAGAGAGAGAGAGCGGGGGAGGGGGGGGGCGAGUUCUCGCACGACGUGACUUCUCGCGGGAUCGUCCGCGAGAUUAAGAGAGACACCCCGUCUGUCGCGAUUGUUUUCGAAACACGAUCGCGAUAGUUUCCCACCCUGGAGGGAAGAGACGGAAGUAUGCGGAGAAGUUAACCGAAAACUCGUCGAAGUUUCCCUGCCCCUCCCCGGGUGGUAUUGCGAAGUUCCAACAUUCUGUUUUCGGUCGUCGACUUAACCGCUUUUGCCCUCUCCCCUCCCCCCCCCCUUUCUUUGUUCCAAACCGGAUGAUCUUCGACGGUAUGUCUUCUUGAAUAUUUCUCCAAGUUCGCCUCUCUUCUUCUAUGGCGGCCGCGGACCAUAAAGAGAGAACGGAAAAUCGAAUCGCGAGUUGCGAGAGAGUUGCUCGGAUUGAACGUCGAAUUUAAAAUACGUCUUCGAGAAGCAUCUCGACGAGAGGGAGACAGAGAGAGCAUUGAAAUCUGGUCCCUCUUACUACACAAUUCCACUUUUGGAAUUUUAUCCCGCAGAAUAAAUUUUUAUCUUACAGAUACACAGUAUAAAAACAAAUUCUAGUUUUUUGCUCUUUUUUUUAUUUCCAGCCAAUUACAUUUAUUUUGCUAUUUAUUUUCCGGCCUCAGGUGAUUUUUCACCGGACGCAUUAAUCUUUCGUUCGUUAUUAUUCUCCUCGUCGUUUUUUGUUGUUUUUUUUUUGUUUUAUAUAUGUAUUUUUUUGCGAAUCCCCGCUAGCAUCUCGCAAUGUCCCUAAAUAAAUUCGAAUCCCACCAACGAGAAACGUUGGUCCGGAAGCAUCAGACCGUGAAACACGAGGAAAGAUAAAAGGCUCUCGAACGAACCCCUUUUCCGAUGGCUCGAAUGAAGACGAAUGGAGGAACCGCGCGAAAAUAUACCGGGGGUAGGGGAGGUGCCGAGAAGAAGUUGGGCGAGAGGAGGAAAAGAACGGAAGGGAGAGGUGUGGAAUGAAAGGAAGAAAGGGAAUGCUCGAUGCCACUUUGGCGUGUAGUUUGAAGGCGUGAAAUGCGGUUUUAAGGUUGAACGAUCAGCUCCGAUAUCGCGAUAAAGCGAGAGAUGGAGGAGGUGAGAGAGGGGUGGGAAACGCGGGCGUUGAUAUCCCGUUUAAAUUCUCCGAAUUCGAUAUUUUUGGGCACAACUUUCGCAUAUCGCCAGCACCGACAACGCCGAACGAACGCGGUCGAUGAUAUUUACGUUCACGCGAUAUUACGGACGUGAGUAACGAUAACGAUAUUAAAAUUUCAAGAAAAUCCCGCCUAGAUGAAAGAAAAGCGCGCUCACGUCGAGCGCGUCUCACACAUAUCGAAUCUCGAGAUCGCGUCGAUCGCGUAGAUUUCACUGCCGUUCAAUUUUUUUACUAUCUCGAGCGAAAACAAUUAAAUUAACGGGCAGCUGAGAAAAAGAGGCAAACGUCCCCCUUGUUCCACCUCGAGGGGGAUGAACCACACCGAGCCGUGUAACGUGCAAAGUGGAAGCGAUUCUUACAAAAACAAGACCAGGCGCACACUACACUCUAUUGAUAUUUGUGAUAGAGCAUUUAUAAAUUUUUCUACUGCUGAUAUGAGUUUUCUGUACUCCCCGCCGAAUAGUAAAGAAAGAAAAAAAGUACUGCCCCUGUGCGAGACUCAACGCUCUCACGUUCAAAGAAGUGUGUUCUCACCGGGGUGUAUGUGUGUGUAUGUACGUACACGUGUGUGUAAAUAUAUACAUAGUUUAACAGGUCCUUUAUCAAAUCGUUAUCAUCGUUAUUCGCGUUCAACUCGCGACGAGAGAAAAAGGGAAAUGGAAUAAAAGAGAAUGAGAGAGAGAGAGAGAGAGAAUGAAUGAAAGUGGGACGCGGCGCGACGUUCCAUGCGUUCUCGCGUGAAGAAAGCUUCACUUUGUAAGGUUUUGCAAAAACUGGUCUUCCACGUGACACUUUGCGACGAAGUCGUGAAACUUCUACGGCGAGAAUGGAACUAACGAAUCGACGAAAAGCGUAUCCUUAAUGGAAACAGUGUAACGCGAACUUUGUCCGUGGAAAAGUUUGCGCUCGCUUCGGAUGAUCGAUAGACUCGUAAUGUGUAAAAAAAAACAGAAAAAAGAAAAUGAGAGAGACAGAGAGAGAGAGAGAGAGAAAACGAGUGUGAUGGACCGAGGAAUGAAUAACGAGUGUCGCGUUGGUAACGCGAAGUAGUCACCCUCCUCGGAAUACGGGAGGCGAGUAACGUUGAAUCAAUCGUCGAGUGUGUGGGUGUGGGUGCAUGUGUGUGUGUGUUUUCGAUGUGUAUAAAGAGAUAAUGGUCAAGUACGAAGGUUGCUCGUUAGUUAAUGUAAUGCUGUAUAUAUUAUCACGGGAGAGUCUAACGAUAGGUUGACGACAAUGUUCAAGUUUUCGAGAGAGGAAGAGACAAGUUCGGCGGAACCGCUUGUCGGGCGCCUCGUUUAACUUUCCGUUCAACUCGCCUGCCCGCGUGCGAAUUACGAAAAUUGUUUUCCCAUCGGCACGUUUCAUGUUUGACACGAAAGUCGCCCGACAACGCGCUCCACAUCGAGAUCUUUCUCUCGCAAAUUCACGCGCCCUCGUGUCGCGUCGCGAUUUUUAGAUCGAAUGCCAGGACUGGAUUUUGGUGUUGCGCAUAUAGGAAGAUAUUUUUCAAAUCCUUUUAUCCUUUUUUUCUUUUUAAUGUGAAUUUUGUUAUUUCUCUAACGCACGAUUGUUCUCCCUUCUCAAGAGAAGAAAAGAGUCCCGUUUUUUUUUAUCUUCUUUCCUAGCCGUCGAUAGUUUUGUAGAUUUCAGUAACAGGAUCCAAAACUUUCCGGUCUACGUAAAUCUUUUUCUUUACCCAUUUUGCGACGAUCCCUUGAGUCUAACAAUCGUUAUCGAAUGAUCGUCGAAGAAUCGACAGCGGUCAAUCGAACGGCACAUAUCUUUCACGUCCAAGAAAAUCCAUUCAAAGUUCAAGGAUGAGCGAUGGUGGUGACGCAUCUUAAAGCGGACCGAGAAAAAAAAGACAGGAAGAGGGAGAAUGUUAGAAUAAGACAAAGUACUAUACUGCUCGUAUUCGUUUUGUAAGAGCGGGGAAUGUCGGGAUAUAUCAAUCUUUUUCGCACACAUACACGCGCGAGGGUCUUAUUUGACGAGCGUGUAAUGUGCUGCGGAGAGGAAUCGCCCCAAAGUAGUAGGUAUCGAAAGUCACGUUCUCGGUCGGCGUGACCCACCACAAUCAAGCGCAAAGGAGGAAAAGAAGAGGCGCGCAAGCGAUCACACAGAAAUAACAGUAGCGAGUAAUGUGACUGUACAUAAUCAGUUGUACGUAACGACGCGAGAGAGUCCAAUAAUGUAAAUCGAUUGGCGGUCGUAAGCCCGAACCUCAAGUUCACUGUAUAGGUGAUUUCAUAUCAGACCCCCUCCCUCCUUGCCUCUCUCUCUCCCUUUCUCCUUGCCCCCUGUUCCCCUGGCCAUCAACCGACCCGAUAUCGUUUAACUAACUCGUAUGUAUAUACUACACCAUGUUUUGAUCUGAAUAAACUGUUUAAUUGUCCGAA